Molecule: messenger RNA, 1027 nt
Organism: Lates calcarifer (barramundi perch)
Lineage: Eukaryota; Metazoa; Chordata; Actinopteri; Centropomidae
Gene: pkia
Product: cAMP-dependent protein kinase inhibitor alpha
Exons: 3
Coding region: 137-367 (76 amino acids)
Biological process (GO): negative regulation of cAMP-dependent protein kinase activity
Cellular component (GO): cytoplasm; nucleus
Molecular function (GO): cAMP-dependent protein kinase inhibitor activity
Source: RefSeq, a predicted model, not a curated record
UUGACGUGGGUAAAUCCUCGUUCUUGAGCGCAACGGGGAAUGCCGAAGUGGUAUUCAAGCUGAUGUGAUUGACCCCUGCGAAUAUUCGGAAGCCCUCUAACCUAAACAGGUCCUGCUAUGGUGAGGUGUGUCAGCGAUGACGGAUGUGGAGGCGACCUACGAGGACUUCAUCGCCUCUCAACGGUCCGGCCGCAGGAACGCCAUCCAUGAAAUCCAAGGGGCCCCCGGAGCGCAGGGACCCACUGACCUGUCGCAGAGUCUGGCACAGCUCAAUAUCAACAAAUCAGGUGAUGAGGGAGAAGAUGCUGAGAAAAGCCAGGACUCUCCAGCUAAAGAAGAAGAGACUCAAGGUGAGGGCAAAGGGUAGUGGACUCAAGACCACUUCUUUUUGGUCUGCCUGAAUGCCUAGCCUCUGACUGGCCAGUUGCAUCAAUUGACUAUCAACACACAAAGCCAAAUUCUCUACUGCCAUCAUCCCACCAUCAGGAAGUCAUCAAUGUGGCAACCACAGUGCAGUUUCACUUGGGUGUAUUUCAAUGUCCUUAAAAGCAUUCUUUCCUUGCUGCCUUUCCUUUAUUAUGGUUGUUGAUAUGAGAUUGGAUGUGAUGGAUGAUGGACGGUGAACGCGCCAUGACGUCAACAACCAAAACCAGCCCUGUGUGUCUGUCAGUGGCACUGAGAGGAAGGAUUUUGGAGCAGGCGCAAGCGUUUCCACGGAAUUAAAACUCUGUCUUCCCUCCCUCACAUGCCUCGAAUCAAUCACUACAGGUGUGGCCAAAAAAAUUCAAGGAUCCUGGGAUAGUGAUUUGACACCCACUCUUCUUCUGCUCUUACUGCAUCAGUGACUGCACACAUGUACUUUCCCUGUUUGUGCUCAUUGUUAACUACUUCCAAUCUCCCUCAAUGACUUUUUUUGGAAUGUUUUUUUUUUUUUAUUAUUAUUAUUAUUUUGGGCUGGACAUGAAUCUAGCUCUAUGCAUCUGCUAUAUUUUGGAAGGCUUGUUGGAUUUCUCACAACUGCACUCCA